Molecule: messenger RNA, 633 nt
Organism: Lachancea lanzarotensis
Lineage: Eukaryota; Fungi; Ascomycota; Saccharomycetes; Saccharomycetales; Saccharomycetaceae
Product: LALA0S08e07448g1_1
Exons: 1
Coding region: 1-633 (210 amino acids)
Molecular function (GO): RNA binding; metal ion binding
Source: RefSeq, a predicted model, not a curated record
AUGUCCAGAGUUCAUCUAGAUACAUCAAACUAUCCGUUCAGAUUCGAACCAUUUCUGCGACAGGAAUACUCGUUUUCCCUGGAUCCAGAUCGUCCCGUUUGCGAAUUUUAUAACCCUAGAGAAGGUCCAUCGUCCUGUCCAAACGGCACUUCAUGUCCAAACAAACACGUUCUGCCCAUUUUUCACAACAAAAUAGUGUGCAAGCACUGGCUGCGAGGGCUCUGCAAGAAAAACGACCAAUGUGAGUAUCUACACGAAUACAACUUGCGGAAAAUGCCGGAAUGCGUAUUCUUUUCGAAAAAUGGGUAUUGCACACAGUCUCCGGAAUGUCAAUAUCUACACUUAGAUCCCAGCAGUAAGAUCCAGGAGUGUGAAGAGUAUAAGAUGGGGUUUUGUCCUGCCGGACCCGGGUGCAAGAAAAGGCACGUCAAGAAAACGAUAUGCCCACGUUACGUUACAGGGUUUUGUCCGUUGGGUAGAGCCGAUUGCGAUUUGGAACAUCCACCGUUUGUAAUUCCAAAUGAACUAAGCAAGCUACGCAUCAAGAACGAUGAUGAAAUAAACACCAAAAAGUUGGACGAGGAAAAGGAGCGUCGUUUGAACGCUAUUAUCAAUGGUGAGAUCCCAGCAUAG